AUGGCGCGUGCUUCGUCGUCGCCACCGCCCUGGCGGUUGGGUCGGGUCUUGGUGGCCGUGGUCCUGUUGGCCGCGGUUGCGGUCAAGGCUCAGGCACCGAUCACAGCUGCACCGGAGAUCUUUCCUGAAUUUCCGUUGGCCGAGACGCUAGAACAGGCGUUGGCGAGCAAUCAGGCCGCUGGACCAGUGCCUUCACUGAACGUAACCCGCGACACCUACCUCGAGCUCAUCGCCGACAUCUUCCUUCACUUUCGCCAGUAUCAGAACAAGAACGCCUCCUCGAUCCAGUAUGGUCGAAUCAUUGAUCCAUAUGCGGGCAUGGAGAUUCAGUACAGUACCCCAACUUUUGCUUUUGCCGGCGCCACUCUCCUGGAGCACCAAUAUUUCAACGCAUCUACCCAUAAUGCGGUCCUCACCGAUGUCAGCCUGGCCAUGACCGCCGCUCUCACCGCGCUGCAGUACGGCCAGCCCAAUGGCGAGCACGGUUGUGCCCAAGGUCACUGCAACUUUUACACCAUGCCGCUUAUGUUGGCGUUGGAGUCUCUCAAUGGCACCGUCGAUGCCUCCUUAUUUGCAAGCUGGACGAAUCUGGCACGUAAUAUCAAGCCUGAACGCUCCUACAGCAGCUGGCCCCACGCCAGCGGCAACUGGGCCAUUGUGGCCCUCACCGGCGAAUAUCUGCGCUACCACCUCGGUCUGCGCGCAGACAUGGACGACAUUAUCGAACAGCUUCGUUAUCAAUUCAAUUCCGCGACGUGGACGGACAACGGCGAGUAUUUGGACCACAGUGGCUGCAGUGGCAGCUGCAGUCCAAUGCCCUACGACCACUUUCCCCGCAAAUACAUCACGAUCAUGCUUGCAUACGGCUAUGCCGCGGAGAAUGCAUCCUGGUACUGGGAGUUUAACCGUCGUGGCGCUUGGACCUCACUCGUCCUACAAUCUCCUUGGGGAGAACUUCCUACCGGCGGCCGCUCUUCUCAGCAUCAAUGGAAUGAAGCCGUGUCCACCGUGACCUUUGAAUUUUGGGCCAGUCGUCUGAAAGCAGAAAACCAAACCACCGCGGCCUCCCUGUUCCGCCGCGCCGCGGCUCUCUCAGUCAAGUCAUUGCAACGCUGGCAGCGAGACUCGGGCGAACUCAACAUCGUCAAGAAUCGCUUUGACCCCAGCUUGCGCCACGGCUACGAAGGCUACUCCUAUUUUUCACAAUACAACCUUUUGCCAGCCAGCAUGUUGGCCACGGCCGUCAAGCUGGCCAACUUUCAGAUCCCAGAGCGCCCCGCACUCUCCGAAACGGGCGGCUUUGCCUUUCAACUACAGAGCCUGAACAAAGUCAUAUCCAACGUGGGGGGUCUCUAUGUUGAGAGCGAGACCUUUGCCGAUGCACCACCCCAUGAUGUCAUGGGAUUAACGCGCUUGCAUCAACGUGGAACCGAGCCACUCAUCAGCCUAACCGCUGGUGCGCCGCAACAACCCCCAGAGGCCAAUCCCAAUCCGUACGCGCUGACCGUUGGGCCCAUGUGGACUUAUUCAGAACAGACCCUUUCGUACGGCAAAGUGCAAUCUGAAAGUCCUUCGUAUGACCCCGAGCGUUUCCCAGCCAAAAACAUUUUGUGGAGUCAGAACCCUGACGAUGUCCAGGACAAGCUUUGGCUCCUGCCUGACGAUGUGAGCACGGGCAAUUUCACCAUCGAACUCCAUCAGAUGCAGCCGCUAUAUGCUUUGCGCCUCCGCAACAGCCACAACGAUGAAUACAACGAUCGCGGCGCACGCGACUAUGUUCUCGAGUGCACCAACAACACUGAAUCUUCGUGGAGCACUUGGGCGAAAGGCACCCUGGCGCAGGUUGCUCAAGGCGAGCCGUUACCUUGGGAAACCAUUCCAUUGCCGGGUCAAGCAGCUCAGUAUUGCCGUCUGUCCCUGAGCGGGUUUUAUGGCAAGGGCAUCGCGCUCAAUGGCUUUGCUCUUCUGGGAGUUCAGCCCAAAAUCGGCCACUUGUUCUUUAACAGCUCCUUCGCCACGAUCGACUAUUCGGCUGUCACCGGAUCCUCCUGGGGACUGACCACGAGGAGCAAUGAUUCUAUUGGCUAUGUUAUCUCGUACAGCAUGAGUGAUUCUCACAUGCGGGCCAUCAGCGAGGCAUAUAACGUGACCGCACAGCAGGUCACUUAUGCCGUGUCCUUGGAUACGGCAAUUGAUGUCACUUCCUCCUUCUUGACCAUUCCAAUCUUUGUUACCGAAGGCCAACAGAACAGCAGCUGGUCCAUUGAUCGUGCUGCGCAAAGCAUCACCGUGAUGUGGCCUGGUAGCCGUACCUCUCAACUGGGCCAGUCAUGCAUGCAAUACAAUGUCACCUCUGCCCAGGGUCUACCGGUGACGCUCGAGGCCAGGAAUGAUUGGAUCUUGACGCGCAACGGCUUUAUGACCUCCGUGGCAGCCUCUUCCUCUGCAGGCGUAGCCGACCUUCGCCUCACGAUGCGCCCUCUGGGCAGCUCCUGUCCUUAGGAUUCCGUAACUUCCCCCUCCCUCCCUCUGGCACUUCGCAUCUUCUUGUAGCACACACCCCUGUCGACAACUUACCCACUGAUGAGGAUGCGGAUAGAUGUUUGAAAUUGACUUGC
Messenger RNA from Monosiga brevicollis MX1, 2618 nucleotides. RefSeq lists its product as uncharacterized. The transcript has 16 exons. Bases 1 to 2502 code for a protein of 833 amino acids. Lineage: Eukaryota; Choanoflagellata; Craspedida; Salpingoecidae. The record is from RefSeq and is a predicted model, not a curated record.